AUGUCUAGAACCUCCACUUCACAGUUUGGAGAAAAAGGAGAGACGGGCAACAGCAAAAAGGACUCCCUGAGAAAUGCCACGGAGCUGCCUCACAGCCCUGGUCAGCAGCACUACCUCUGUCUGGCUCCACCCCUGGAGACACCUACCACCCCUUAUCAUGAGGUCUCACCUCAUCUCUUCUUUAAAAUACGGGAAGGUGGAGCACUACCAGGCAUUUUGGCUGUUGGUGAUGAUGCAGCUCUAAAUGGCAUCCACCUGCUCUGCACGGAUGGGACAGUCACUGAGUCUUCCAUGGGAAAGGCAGCAACUUCUGGGGACCCUGAAGGAAAACCAGCACAAUGGUAUCUCCACAGGCACCCAUACCCCCUAGGAAGGUGGCUCCCUGUCCUGCUUGAGGAAGUGAUUGAGGUUCCCCUAGCCACAAAGUGUGGAGGUCUUGGGAAGAGAUGCAGUAUCUGUGUGAUGACACAGCAGCCGACAAGGCUGAGGUUCACCUGCACAGAUGGGACGAAGCUGGAGGGCUUGGGAGUUUUAGGGGAUCACUUUGGUGCAUGGAGCAGCACCUGCACCUCUGAGCCCAUCUGUGGGCUCCAGACAAAAGUGGAGGAACCCCCAGGAAUAGGGGAUGACACAGCUCUCAAUGACAUCAGAGUCUUCUGCUGUGAAUGA
Molecule: messenger RNA, 669 nt
Organism: Apaloderma vittatum (bar-tailed trogon)
Lineage: Eukaryota; Metazoa; Chordata; Aves; Trogoniformes; Trogonidae
Product: vitelline membrane outer layer protein 1-like
Exons: 4
Coding region: 1-669 (222 amino acids)
Source: RefSeq, a predicted model, not a curated record